AUGUCACUUUUACUCAACAACCCAGAGGUGCUUAAGAAGGCCCAAACCGAAAUUGACACCAAGAUAGGGGAAUCCAGACUGAUUAAUGACACUGACCUUUCUGAGCUUCCCUAUGUCCAAGCAAUCAUCAAAGAGACACUCCGAAUGUUCCCAGCUGCCCUAAUCCUACCAACACACGAGUCAUCAGCUGAGUGCACUGUUGGAGGUUUUCGUGUUCCCCGUGGCACGAUGCUAUUGGUGAAUGCGUGGGCAAUACAAAACGACCCCAAUUUAUGGGAAGAACCCACAAAAUUCAAGCCUGAAAUGUCCAUCAGUCUAGGAGUAGUAAGAGAUGGCUUCAAGUGGAUGCCAUUUGGGUAUGGAAGGAGAGGUUGUCCCGGGGAGGGUUUGGCAAUGAGAGUGGUUGCAUUGGCAUUAGGAUCACUGAUUCAGUGCUUUGAGUGUGAGAGAGCUGGCGAAGGGCUUCUGGACAUGAGUGAAGGGGCAGGACUCACAAUGCCAAAGGCUCGGCCAUUGCUGGCAAAAUGCAGGCCCCGCCAUUCCAUGGAACACGUACUGUCCCAACUUUGA
Ilex paraguariensis (yerba mate) is the source of this 570-nucleotide messenger RNA. Lineage: Eukaryota; Viridiplantae; Streptophyta; Magnoliopsida; Aquifoliales; Aquifoliaceae. The record is from the annotation of a GenBank genome assembly.